GCCGUAUACCCGGUGGCCGGCUUUCACAUUUUGCAGCCAGACGCCGGUUUUCGAGGCACGCACCAACACAGCGGAUACCAAAAUCAUUCUUAUUUGUUGUCAUCGUCGUUCGAUUCGCCUUCAAGUGGAUUUCCUCUUCUCAGCGGACAUUAUAUUACACCUACGGUUUGGUAAAUAAAUUCACGUUCGUUAAUUUUGAACUGCACAGGACGUUCUGCGUUAUUAAUUGGAAGAAAAUGGAAAGCCGGACAAGGAAUACGUUCGUACUGCUGACAAUUGCAUUUGCUUUCGCGUUGCAAUGUGUUUCGGCUGUAGAUGUGAGCACCACUGCAACUGUCAACCCUGCAGCACCCAACAACAACUCUGCAUCCGGACUCCCUGCGCCCGUUAACCCUGCACCCGUCAACCCUGCACCCGUCAACCCUGCACCCGUCGUUGUAUCACCGUCAGAAGACAUCGCCAAGACCGAAUCAGCUCCGUUAACGAAUAACAACGUCUCGAAACAUAUUGUGGAAAUAGAAGUAUACUACGAAGCGUUAUGCGGGGAUAGCGUUAAUUUUGUCUCAAACCAGUUACUACCUACAUUUAAUAAACUAAGCAAGUUUAUCAAUGUGGUAUUUAUUCCUUUUGCUCAAGGAAAUAUCUCCAUUAACACUGACAAGCCUUCAAAUUUAUCAUGUAGGCGUGACAAAGAGUGUGAUGCUGAUAAAGUACAUGCUUGUGGUAUUCAUAAAAUCAAAGACAGCGAACAGCUAAUCAAGUUUGUGAAUUGUUCUCUGACUGAAGGAUUCAAUAGUUCAAAUAAAACUGUACCAAUUGACGUGUGUGGAAAAAACAGUAACAUUGAUAGUUCUGUCAUUACUGACAUUAAUAAUUGCACCAAUAGUACGGAGUCUUAUAAAUGGUUGGAAGAAUAUAUGAAUAAGUCUUCUGCUGCUCAUGUGAAAACUGUACCCAAAGUUUUAAUCAACAAGAAUUCUACUGAAGACUUCGCAUCAACAGUACCUUUCAUGAAUGCGGUAUGUAAACAAAUUCCUGUUGAAUUGCAACCUGAAGAUUGCAAGACUAUUCCUAGUGGAUCAGAUACACUUGUCGUAGGAGUACUACCAAUAAUCAUUGGUGCUUUCUAUUUCAUAAAAAUGAUCUAAGUCUUAAUAUAUAUAAGGAUUACAAUAUUUUAAGUUUAUAUUUUAAAUUAACUAUUCAUCUCAUAAUCUGUUAGUUCUGUAAGUACCUUUUUUUAUUACCUAUUAUUACUCAUUUGCUUACCAUAUAUAGUGUUGCCACACCUUUAUAUAAUUAUGAUUAAAAAUGUUUGUGUGUAUCCAUUUGUCUUUAGACUUAAAUAGUAGUACAUUAUACGUGGUAGAACUAUUAGAAACACAUCAUGAUUUGUAACGGACAUUUAUUUAUAUAAAACGACUUUAAACAAAAAUAUUAUGUAUUUUUUUUUUAAUCUGAUUUUCAAAUGAAUUGCUUUUGAGUAGUAUAAUAUCUAUGUAAUAUCCGUAAUAUUUGUAAACAUUUCUAUAAGAUUCUAAAAUUAUUAUUAGUUAAAUUAUUAUUCAUUUAUUAUAUUUUUAAUCAUUAUAUGUGAAAUAUUUAUUUAUUUUUUAUUAAGUGUACACACGUCAAUGAAUACCAAUUAAAUGCCAUAUAAAUUAAAAAAAA
This is a messenger RNA of Acyrthosiphon pisum (pea aphid), 1671 nucleotides long. Its product is annotated as GILT-like protein 1. Bases 237 to 1148 code for a protein of 303 amino acids. The record is from RefSeq and is a predicted model, not a curated record. Gene Ontology annotation, molecular function: oxidoreductase activity, acting on a sulfur group of donors, disulfide as acceptor. Lineage: Eukaryota; Metazoa; Arthropoda; Insecta; Hemiptera; Aphididae. The transcript is spliced from 5 exons.